GAGGCCAUAAAUGAGAUGGAUACUGUUGUUACCGUAAAGGACCCUCGAUGAACCAAUACGGAAUAAUAAUUGUAAUAACCGCUACCUCAUGUGGAUGCGCCUGAUUUUUUUCUAAUGAUACACCACUGGAAAAUAAAAUCCAAACCGAUCAAUCAGCAAAGCAAGCUGCUUAAUUACAGAACGAUAAACAGGUUUUCAAGUUUCCUCCCAAAUAAAACAAAUAACAUAUCUUUCAUACCUGCGCGCAACAGGUAGAAAGGUUCACGACCGCAACCUGUUGAUAUAGUGCCCAUAUGCCAUACAUAACGCAGAUGUGCGCUGCCGGUUGUCUACUAUAUCAAAUCAGCUACAAUACAAACCUGAAAUAAGCAUGUUCUCAUUUCAAACAUUGAUAAAUACACAACAUGAUGACUACAUUAUACGCUUCAAGGACUUUUCUAUUUAUAUAACUUUUAUUAGAUGCAAUAAAGGGAAGCCUAAACAGCAAUGUAAAUAUGAAAUACGGCGAUGUGGUUCAAAAUAAGUAAGUAUACUGCAUAUGCUCUCAUAAUAUAUCAUACUGUGGCAAUGAACAUGCUAAUUACUUCAUAUAGUGAUGUUGGUUAAUCUCUUUGUUUAUUUUCGCUCGCGGCUUGCAUACUGAGCGCAUUGCUGAAAUAACAUUACGAGAUUACCGAUAAUUCAGUCUCGAGUUUUGCUUAUCGUGCAUCUUUCCUUGAUUUGAUUCAGUGCCAUGUGAUAUUUCAGGAGGAGGAAGAUGCUGUAUCUCGUCUUACUCUUGGUCCUUUAUCCUUUCAUAGCUGUCAGUGGGAUUAACCUGACCUAUAUAGUGAAAAAGGAUAAUGACGCCUUCUACCCCAGUUGUAUAGCAGAAGAGCUGGAGAGGUACAGGGCCAUAGGGUGGAUCUAUCCUAUUCCAACUAAUGAGAAUGAUGUUCCAAAUGUCACAACAAAAUUUAUACCGACAUUGGAAAAUGAAUAUAAUUGCAAGUUUUCCCAACACACGUUGUGCACAACGAGAUGGGCUUUGAAAGACUGGAGAGUGGACGAUAGUUCACAGAGAACGAGAACAUUUUUGUUUGACCGGAGAUGGGAAGAUCUUCCUGUGAAAAUAAUCUCAAACAACAAAUCAAACGAAUUCAAGGAAAGAACAGACAUUGAGAACAUCCCAGAAACCUCAUUUUCGGUUAGAACGUCAGGUGUUGUCGAACUUUUAUUAUGCUCAGGAUGGAAUCCAUACAGCUACCCUUGUUACUAUUACAAUAUAAACGAAACCCAGAUCUAUUUCACCGUAUAUCAAACGUUACCUAAAGAUUUGGGUGACAAGUACAUAACCGAGCAUCUAGAAAAGUACAAAGGCUAUGCUCACAUUCUCUCUCAGGACGAAUGGCGUAGUUUUACAAUCAGCUCUACCGAUAGUUCACUUAAGCUUAUUGAUAUCAACUUGAACAGAAUGUUGAUACAAUAUAAAAUAAAUGAAACUUGGAAACCAAUGUAUAUGUUCAUGAGAAGCAACUCCGUGAGCUUAUGGAAAAUUCAUGAAAAUGAUUUUUUCUUUACAAAUACAACACAGAUCUCGCGAUUGGGCCCUCAUUUGGAAGUAUACAGCAAAGAUCUUUGCGUGUCUCUACUAGUCUCUGUAUGUAAAAACUGUGAGAUGAUAUUUUUCUUCAGAGAUGGCAAUGUGAGAAAAAAUCUGAAACGUGUUAGAUCUACGUCACUCGAAGAGGAAUGGUUAGAAAUAAAACUGAAGGAAGAAAAUUUGCAAGUAGAAAAGAUGAAUUUAUUCGUAGAAACGAAGUUUGUCAAUGAAUCUCAAGAUACCCGCGGGUUUUGGGCGAUUGACGAUGUCAGAAUAUGCAACGAAAAUGGUAACAAGUAAAUAAUUUCACAUAUUUCCUUGUAUCUGCUCAUCAGUGAGUAGAUUUUAAGGGGAAAUACUCUGGUAUACAUGGAAAUUCAUUACUUAAAGUUAUUUUAUGCAUUUUGUUGUCGUACCUCCCAGUUGGUUCGCGGAUUUUACCAUGCCUUUCUUCAACAAUAAUCAAUUGCUUAAUGAAUGCUUUACAAUAAUAAGGUGCCCAUAAUUAAGUGUUUUUUUAGAGGUUAAAGUAUCAUUCUUACAUCUGAUGAACAUGAGCAUUUGGAACAAUUCAGAUGACAUAACUUGCCAAGUAAUUGAAAAGCCAAGUUGGAGGCCAAAGAAGCUGGUAUAUGAUAAGAUUAAAGAUUUUCCACAUGUCAACUAUGUGAAUAACGCAACUUCAAUAACAUUAAGUUGGGCUGAAGAAGAUCCUUUACACCAGAUUGAAUACCUCAUAUACUAUAUUGCAAACGAUGUUUGUACAACAGAACCACAUAACGUAAAAAGGCUGAAAUCGAAUGGCUUUCUUACCACAAAAUCGAAUCAAAUUACCAUUGAUAACCUAGUGCCAUUUACAUUGUACAAUAUUACAAUAUCCACAGUUUUACAUGAAAAAAAUCAGCUAUUAUUUGUUCAUACAUUGGACUCAGUGGAAUUGACGCCCAACGAAAUUCCUACAAAUAUCGAAGUUAGGGCUUUGGAAGACCGCGUUAAUAUUUCGUGGCAAGUGGUUGGAUGUCAGCAUCGCUAUGGCAGGAUCGUUUACAACGUGAUGGUGACGAAUCCUUCGUUGAAUUUCACCAAAAAAUUCUCGAUUCAGACGGAUAACAGCUACGAAAUGACUGGACUACAGCCGUACACUGAAUAUAAUUUAACCAUAGUCGCUGCGAGGAAUGGGAAGUACCUUUACAACAUGGUGAACGCGAAUGUUAUUUCCAUGAAGUUUAGGACUUUAGCUGGAGUUGCCCCUCCGGUUGAAAACCUGGAACUUUUUUCGAUUGAUAAGAACUCCGCUUCAUUGCGAUUCGACCUGCCUGAAAAUCCCAGUGGCGUUGCGUCAGAGAUUCGAGUGAGCAGAUGCAAUAGCCUAUCGUUCAAAAAAUGCAAGUCGUUGGUCACGAAUAUAAAGAAAUGCCCGUUGUGGCCGAAAAAAUAUUGCGUGGACGUGGAAUAUCUGCUUCCAAAUCAAAGUUAUACCUUCAAAGUUAGCUUGAAGAAUUACAAUACCAACAGAUUUGGGAAAGAAGUCACUGUUGAUGGGUAUUCUGAUGAUAGAGUACCAGGAGCACCACAGAAUAUAACAUAUCAAAUUGUGGAAUGUACCUACAGCUCCUGUAAUUUGAACGUGUCUUGGAACCAUCCCUAUAAUCAGAAUGCUACCAUAACUAUGUUUAAUAUAAUUCUUAAUAGCUCAGAAAUUCGAGAGGGAAUAGAAGAUGACAAAUUUAUACAGGAAGUUUACAGGAUGGAAAAUAAAACGUACCGCCCAGUUUAUGCCUACCAGAUCAAGUACCUGCCAUACAGUGCCAAAUACAAACUAUACCUACAAUCUGCCAACUUGGCGUACAAAAGCGAUUUUACAGUGAUAGACGUCAAAACAGAUGACUUAGGUAAACACAUAGACCAAUCGCCCAAGUUAGUGGAAAAAACCGAUACGACACUGUUCUAUCAAAUACCUCCGCUAGACAGCCGUUUAGACUACUACACUUUGACUGUUUUUGUGCAAGAUUUCAAUGAAAGUGUACCAGUUGACAAGGAGCUAUUGAAAAAUGAGAAAAUUGCCGAUAAUCUUUGCCAUAAUUUUGGUUACUCUUGGAUAUCCCAUUCUUUCAAGGUAGCUACGAAUAAAACAUCCAAAAUAAUGAUAGGAAAUGGAAAGUUACAUCCGCUGACUAAGUACUGUGUAACUUUUAUUGUAACGAAUAACUUCAAAGGUGCGGAACACGAUGUGGUAUAUCGUGAAAAAAUACGAAUGUCAAAGUCAGUUGUGCCUUCCAAGAAAGCGUCUACUUCUGGGUUUGAUCCAUUGUAUAUGUUGCUGCUGUUAUUGCUUCUAGUGCCAAUAGGAUUUUUGAUUUACAGGUACCUUCGGAAGAAGAAAAUCAUACAAAAACAAGACGAGAACAAUGACAAUGUCUACGAAUCGCUGCCAUUUGAAGAAUGUGACUCGAAUUUUGCCAUAAAUGAACACUACGACCAUUUGAACCAUAAGUGAAUGUACCUUUUUUAUACUUGUACUUAAGUCUGACUGUGAUAUAACCUCAUGGUGUGCUUACCUUUUUAACAUUUUUGUACCCAAUUUUCACAAACGCUUAGCAUAGUUUGUGUGUCUUCGACUAUGUAUUUUCUCAUUUUAUCUUGAUCUUACGAUGGAAGUUCUUAACAUGGACAGUUUUUUAUUACUGCUUGCGAAAAGGAAACUUUCAAUAUAAGUUGUUCAUGUACUUAUUUACCUCAUUAAAAAUAAAAAUAUUUUCUUCAAAAAAUAAAA
Molecule: messenger RNA, 4355 nt
Organism: Acanthoscelides obtectus
Lineage: Eukaryota; Metazoa; Arthropoda; Insecta; Coleoptera; Chrysomelidae
Source: the annotation of a GenBank genome assembly